This is a messenger RNA of Syngnathus acus (greater pipefish), 3355 nucleotides long. RefSeq names its product kinesin family member 17 (gene kif17). Bases 374 to 2917 code for a protein of 847 amino acids. Gene Ontology annotation, molecular function: microtubule binding; ATP binding; microtubule motor activity. Gene Ontology annotation, biological process: microtubule-based movement. The transcript is spliced from 15 exons. The record is from RefSeq and is a predicted model, not a curated record. Lineage: Eukaryota; Metazoa; Chordata; Actinopteri; Syngnathiformes; Syngnathidae.
GACAGGCAUAUAUAUUUAAAGUUUGCACCCACUGCAAAGUGCUUUCGUGGCAUGCGAGACAUUCACUAACUUAUUUGAUUGCUUUUGCACCAGUUAUGUGAUUGUAUGAUCGUGACCGAUCAAGCUGCCCCUAGCAAAAUGGCCGCCCUGGAAAAAACAGGAGCCUGCUCGUUGCUAGGCACCGUCCACACCAUUGUGGAGUGGCAACGGGAAAGGCUAAAUGAAACCUGCCACGACACACGAGAAGCGGAAAACAAAUUAUGCUUUCUUUUGUCAACGGGCGAGUUAUUUUCCACCGAACUUCAGCUGACGUGUUUUUGGAACUGUUUGACGUCGAGUUUUUAAACUAUUGCAAGUAGUUCUGGUGGCUGACAUGGGGUCCGAAUCUGUGAAGGUGGUAGUCCGAUGCAGGCCCCUGAAUGACAGGGAGAGAGCUCUGGGUUCCAAGAUGGUGCUGACCAUGGAUCUGCAGCGCUGCCAGUGUUUCAUCAAGAAGCUUGCAUCAGCCGACGAACCCCCCAAGCAAUUCACCUUCGACGGGACGUACUUCACCGAUCAAACCACAGAGCAGAUGUACAAUGAGAGUGCCUAUCCAUUGGUAGAGGGGGUCACAGAAGGCUACAAUGGCACAAUAUUUGCAUACGGCCAAACAGGAAGCGGCAAGUCCUUCACUAUGCAGGGUGUGUCUGAGCCUCCGGCCCAGAGGGGGGUCAUCCCACGAGCCUUUGAACACAUCUUCGAGAGCAUUCAGUGUGCAGAAAAUGCCAAGUUCCUGGUGAGGGUGUCCUACUUGGAGAUUUACAACGAAGAAAUACGAGACCUCUUGGGCAACGACACCAAGCAGAGAUUAGAGCUAAAAGAGCACCCGGAGCGCGGGGUGUACGCUCGGGACCUGUCCAUGCACACGGUACACAAUGUGCUCGAGUGCGAAAAGGUGAUGGAACGCGGCUGGCGGAACCGCGCCGUGGCCUACACCUUGAUGAACAAGGACUCAUCUCGCUCGCACUCCAUCUUCAGCAUCCACCUGGAGAUGUGCCACACAGACGCAGCAGGCCAGGACCACCUCAGAGCCGGGAAACUCAACCUGGUGGAUCUGGCGGGAAGCGAGCGUCAGUCCAAAACGGGCGCGACGGGCGAGCGUCUGCGCGAGGCCACCAAAAUCAACUUGUCGCUCUCGGCCCUGGGCAACGUCAUCUCGGCCCUGGUGGACGGCCGCUCCAAAUAUGUCCCCUACCGCGAUUCCAAACUGACCCGGCUGCUACAGGACUCGCUGGGCGGCAACACACGAACCCUGAUGGUGGCUUGCCUCUCACCAGCUGACAGCAACUACGAGGAGAGUCUGAGCACGCUACGCUACGCCAACCGCGCCAAGAGCAUCCGGAAUCGGCCGCGCAUCAACGAGGACCCCAAGGAUGCGCUGCUUCGAGAGUACCAAGAGGAGAUAAAGAAGCUGCGGGCCCUCAUCUCGGGCCAGCUUGCCUCCGGCGGGCUGGAUCAAAUGCUCCUGCAUCAAGUAAUGUUUGAAUGUUUAAAUGCUGCAGCCGUCAUGUCCAAGCACCAAGGAGAGGUUUCCACCAGCCCCACCGAUGGUGACAAGGAGAAGAUUAAAAAGGAUUACGAGGAAAGACUGGCCAGGCUGCAGGCCGACUUCAGCGCCGAGCGGGAAUCCAAGGCCAAGCUGCAGGAGGACAUUGUUGCUCUGCACACCUCCUAUCAGAGCAAACUGUCUGUCUUGGAGAAGAUCCAAUCCACCAGGGGGAGCUCUUCCCCAAAGAAUGAGAGCCCUAGCAGUGUGACAGCAGAGGACAACACAGACACAGACCUCUCCCCCAACAGCAUAAAUGAGCUGAGCCAGCCCACUGUGCCACGUGCUGCUGAAGGGAUCCAAACAAGUCCAGAUGGAGUGCCAGAAGAGUCACCUGGUGUCAGCACAGCAGGGGAUGUGGAGCAGAAAGAAGCCCUGGAGAGGCUACAGAGGCUGGAGCAAGAGGUGGUUGGCGGCGAGCAGACCCGCAACAAAGAAUUCCAGCAGAGGCAGCGGCAGAGGAGGAAAGUGGCCGAUCAAAGGAAAGCUCAGCUUGUCAAAGCUUUGUCGGACAACAGCGAGGAGAGCGACAACGUGCUGUUCAGUGUCUACGACUCCAUUCAGGAGGAGGUUCACGCCAAGGGGCAAAUGCUCCUCAAGGUCCAGGGAAAGCUGAAAGCGGCCAAACUGGAGAUCCGCGACCUGCAGACGGAGUUUGAGGAGGAGAGGAACGACUACCUGGCGACCAUUCGUCGCCUGGAGCGCGAGGGCCAGCUCCUUCACGGCCUGCUUGAGCGCAUGGCACCGCUGGUUCGCCGUGACUGCAACUACUGCAGCUUGGAGCGCCUGAAGCGAGAGGCCGCAUGGGACGAGGAGAGCGCCACUUGGAGGAUUCCCGACGUGACCAUCCAGAGAACCACGCUGCCCUCAGCCGCGCCUUCAAAGCUCUCUCCACCCAUAGUCCCUGCCGACGAUCCCGAAACACUUGCGGCCCAGUCUCAAAAGGCAUGUGUUCCUCAGCAGGCUGAGGAGGACCGCUACAAGGAACUUCUGGACCGCAGCGACAGUGAAAACAUUGCCAACACUUACUUCAGAUCCAAAAGGGCCAGCCAGCUGCUCAGAGGUGAAACAGCUGCGGGACAUGCCACCCACGGCCCCACCCUCUUGAAUGGCUCUCCCAACCUCAGCACAAACGCAAGCCUGGACUCCAUCAUGCCACGUCCCUUCCGCCUGGAAUCCUUGAGCGUCCCGGCGUCCAAGGCAAAGCGGAAAAAAAAACAAAUCUCAUCAAUAACGGAAGCAAAGUCUUGGGAUGCAAGUGUCACUUUCACAAGUUUUGGCUGCUUCUCAGCUCUUGAGAUGGAGAAGACUGCACUUCAUUGUUCACGCUGAGCGACCUUCAGCUGUCAGGAUGUGAACGAGAUAACAUUUAAAAAAUGUCAAGCUAAUGCAAAUGAACGUGACCUCCAGAUGAUUGAUGACGUUUGGCUGUGUAGUCUGCUUCAAUUAUACAACAGCAAGGUUGAAUUCAUAUGACUUCGAAGACCAACCAAAAAGUCAUUCAAAAUCUAACUGACGUCAUUUUUCUUCACGGCUUGCAUCGUAUGUUGUGUCCGCUGAGUCUAUGUCCACUAUACGAUUAAAAGUGCGGAUUAAACUAACCCGUUUAACCAGCACGACAAGACUAUUUUAACAUAGAGAACAGAUAUAUACGUGCAGUAAAUGACUGUGUGACGAUCGUUUAGUUCAAUACUAGUGAUGUUGAAGACCCAAAGAUUAUUUUUGGCUUGUACACGUACACGUCUCCUGUGAAGAGGCUAUUACAUCAAA